GGUGGUGUAGACAAAACAUUCAAAGGUCGUCUUCUUUCUUUCUUUCUUUUUCCCUUCUCUCUCUUCUUUCUCUCUCUAAAACCUUAAAAAAGAUAAAGAGAUGGAGUUAGCUUUGAGCCUGGGAAACAAAGGAGUAGUCGUUGAGAGUAAUAAAAGUGUGGGCUUCUGCAUGGGAUCAUCAUCAGUAGGAGCAAGAUCAACGGCUGAGAAUAAAAGAGGAGAUGGUGAAUAUAAUAUUAAAGAUGAUGAUCAUGAUCAUCAUGAAUUAAGAGAUAACGUGGCUUCUUCUUCAUCGUCAGAUCCAUCACCAUCACCUCUUCAACUUGAUCUCUUACCUUUCUCCCCUGUUCCUCGCUCUACUCAACCUCCUCAUCCUCUCCGCUUUCCUUGGCUUCCUGAUAACUUGGGGUCAGUGAGUUCAGAACCGGGUUCAUCAGACGGUCCAGGGUCAAAAGCAACAGAAGUGAACCGGCGUGCAAUAGUGGGACCCAUGACGGAGGAAACGGAGGAGCAGUCGUCGCCGAACAGUGGAACGUCGUCGUUUAUGGAGUUUUCACUGUACACUAAUAAUAAUAAUAAUAAUAAUAAUAAUAAUAAUAAUAAUAAUAAUAAGAGUGGAGGAGGAGGAAAAGGAAUAAUGAUAAGGAGGGAAAAUGGGGAAGAAAUGAUGGGAAUAACAACAACAUCAAGAGGAAGUGAUGAUGAGGAAAAUGGAUCAACAAGGAAAAAGUUAAGACUUUCUAAACAACAAUCAGCUUUUCUUGAAGAAAGCUUUAAAGAGCACCAUACUUUGAAUCCUAAGCAAAAGCUUGCAUUGGCGAAGCAGCUAAAUCUUCGCCCUCGUCAAGUAGAAGUUUGGUUUCAGAAUAGACGAGCCAGGACCAAAUUGAAGCAGACUGAGGUAGAUUGUGAGUAUUUAAAGAGGUGCUGUGAGACUUUGACUGAUGAGAACAGGAGAUUACAAAAGGAGCUUCAGGAAUUAAGAGCCUUGAAAACUUCCCAACCUUUCUUCAUGCAACUUCCUGCUACUACUCUUACUAUGUGUCCUUCUUGUGAACGUGUGGCCCCCACUUCCACGUCCGCCGUUACUGUCGCCGCCUCGUCCUCUUCUCCCGCCACUCCUUCUGCCUCCGUCAAACCCGCCACGCCUAAACGACCUUCUCCCGAGACCACCAAUGGAGAUAUCACUUUGUCUCUUGGCAAGCCUCAGCCUCAACCUCAGCCUGCCUCGUGAUCAAGAUACUUUAAUUUAUACUUUCUUAGUCUCGGCCCUUUUAGACGUAACAAUUUUAAUGGGACAUUGGAGAUGGGACAGAGGGAGUAUAUUUUAUGUUUUUUUUAGUCUUUUUAUUAUUGUACAAAAUCGAGAUUUUCCUUAUUAUUAAUUUUAAAUUAUUUUUAGUUGGAUUCUUUUAAUUUUGGACAGUCAUGGUAGUAGAUAUUGUGUUUGUUGUGUGGUUGGAUUUGCUAGUUUGUGGUUUUGUAGAGAAGUUUUAGAUGCUUCAAAUCUUUAAAAUGGACUAAUGAUAUAAAAAAUUAUUGAAAUUAAAGGUGUUCUUAAUUUGGAAAAUAAUAUUCCAUUCUUUUUGACUCUCCCUUUUGAUAAUGUUGGAACU
Messenger RNA from Amaranthus tricolor (Joseph's coat), 1616 nucleotides. Its product is annotated as homeobox-leucine zipper protein HOX11-like. The record is from RefSeq and is a predicted model, not a curated record. Gene Ontology annotation, biological process: regulation of DNA-templated transcription. NCBI's taxonomy places the organism in Eukaryota, Viridiplantae, Streptophyta, Magnoliopsida, Caryophyllales, Amaranthaceae. Gene Ontology annotation, molecular function: DNA-binding transcription factor activity, RNA polymerase II-specific; sequence-specific DNA binding. The coding region runs from base 101 to 1234 and encodes 377 amino acids. The transcript has 4 exons.